Messenger RNA from Elephantulus edwardii (Cape elephant shrew), 1128 nucleotides. RefSeq names its product protein arginine N-methyltransferase 6-like. NCBI's taxonomy places the organism in Eukaryota, Metazoa, Chordata, Mammalia, Macroscelidea, Macroscelididae. The record is from RefSeq and is a predicted model, not a curated record. The transcript has a single exon. The coding region runs from base 1 to 1128 and encodes 375 amino acids. Gene Ontology annotation, molecular function: protein-arginine N-methyltransferase activity. Gene Ontology annotation, biological process: peptidyl-arginine methylation.
AUGUCGCUGCUCAAGAAAAGAAAGCUUGAGUCAGGGGGUGCCGGUGAGAGUGGGGAGGGGAUUGACGAGGAAGAUGGCGGAGAGCAGGAGGCGGUCCCGCCACGACCCCGAAAAACUAAACGGGAGCGAGACCAGCUGUAUUAUGAGUGCUAUUCGGACGUAUCGGUCCAUGAGGAGAUGAUCGCCGAUCGAGUCCGCACCGAUGCCUAUCGCCUGGGGAUCCUGCGAAACUGGUCAGCGUUGCGAGGCAAGACGGUGCUUGACGUGGGUGCGGGCACUGGCAUUUUAAGCAUCUUCUGUGCCCAGGCGGGGGCCCGGCGCGUGUACGCCGUGGAGGCCAGCGCCAUCUGGCAACAGGCCCGGGAGGUGGUGCGGCUCAAUGGACUGGAGGACCGGGUGCACGUCCUGCCCGGGCCAGUGGAGACGGUGGAGUUGCCGGAGCAGGUGGAUGCCAUCGUGAGCGAGUGGAUGGGCUACGGGCUCCUGCACGAGUCAAUGCUGAGUUCCGUGCUCCAUGCGCGGACCAAGUGGCUCAAGGAGGGCGGCCUCCUCCUGCCGGCGUCUGCUGAACUCUUCGUGGCCCCCAUCAGCGACCAGAUGCUGGAGUGGCGCCUGGGCUUCUGGAGUCAGGUGAAGCAGCAUUACGGCGUGGACAUGAGCUGCCUGGAAAGCUUCGCCACCCGCUGCCUCAUGGGCCACUCGGAGAUCGUGGUGCAAGGCCUGUCUGGUGAGGAUGUACUAGCCCGGCCGCAGCGCUUUGCUCAUCUGGAGCUGGCCCGAACUGGUCUGGAGAAGGAGCUGGAGACUGGGGUGGGUGGGCGCUUCCGCUGCAGCAGCUAUGGCUCGGCGCCAAUGCACGGCUUCGCCAUCUGGUUCCAGGUGACCUUCCCUGGAGGGGACUCCGAGAAACCCCUGGUGCUGUCCACCUCGCCGUUCCACCCGGCCACGCACUGGAAGCAGGCACUUCUGUACCUCAACGAGCCUGUGCAAGUAGAACAGGACACGGACAUUUCUGGAGAGAUCACGCUGCUGCCCUCCCGGGAUAACCCCCGGCACCUGCGCGUGCUGCUGCGCUACAAAGUGGGAGAUCAGGAGGAAAAGACCAAAGACUUUGCCAUGGAAGACUGA